UCCCGCAGUAGCUACGAUAUAAUCGCUCGAAGGCCCCCAGGAACGCUGAGGCGUGUGGGGCCCCAACGAAGAAAGAAUUGGAUUUUGUUCGAAUCGAGUCUAGAGAGAGAGUUCCUAGGGUGGUGGGAAAAAACGGAGUACGGUCAAAAGCUGAACGGAGAUGGUCAGUCUCAGAUAAAAUGGUCCACCGAAUCGCGGCAUGCCGACGUUUGGAAGCACUUCGACCAAGUAGCUGACAUCGAUACUGGGCGUCCACGAGUCAUCUGUCAAGCCUGUCUUACUUUGCUUGAUCAUCCGCAGCACAAGAAAAAUGGUACAAGCGCCAUGAGCAGACACCUGAAGUCCAAUACUUGUCGCCGGGGGAAAAAGAGAGGAUCCCAUCAAACUUUACUCUCAGAUUCGUUGCAAAAUCAUUCCACUAGUGCAUCACUCGCCGCAGACAGGGUCACAACAUCUGAACUUGAGGAGCAGCUGCUGAAAACCAUCACCUGCCUUCGGCUGCCAUUUCAGACUAAGCUGAAAGAGUACUAUGAAAAGACUUACCGCGACCACGGUUUUCUCUAUGGCACUGGAACAUUACUCGCUCCUCAAUAUAAAUUGAGUGCUUUCGAUGAUAGAGAGUACUCUACCUGCCACGAAGAUACGUCGAAACGGUACUGUGAAUACUUGAGAGCAUGUUUCACACAGUAUCAGCAGCAGAACCCCGAGCUGUUAUUCCGCACGGUGCAGCGCUCUUCCACUUUACAUAGCUCAGAGCUUGAUCGGCUACUUGAACCACCUGAUGCAUCGAUGCUCCACGAAGGGGCAGAGUAUGACGAAGUGGACCAGUAUCUUAGA
Molecule: messenger RNA, 837 nt
Organism: Penicillium argentinense
Lineage: Eukaryota; Fungi; Ascomycota; Eurotiomycetes; Eurotiales; Aspergillaceae
Product: zinc finger BED domain-containing protein
Exons: 2
Molecular function (GO): DNA binding
Source: RefSeq, a predicted model, not a curated record